Molecule: messenger RNA, 2118 nt
Organism: Didymosphaeria variabile
Lineage: Eukaryota; Fungi; Ascomycota; Dothideomycetes; Pleosporales; Didymosphaeriaceae
Exons: 3
Coding region: 1-2118 (705 amino acids)
Biological process (GO): regulation of DNA-templated transcription; DNA-templated transcription
Cellular component (GO): nucleus
Molecular function (GO): transcription cis-regulatory region binding; DNA-binding transcription factor activity, RNA polymerase II-specific; zinc ion binding
Source: RefSeq, a predicted model, not a curated record
AUGACGACGCAGCCGAGACGUAAGGCUUGCGUAGAGUGCCGCCAGCAGAAGGUCAGUAGCGCCGAACAUCACGGGAACAUCACGGGAAUACGUGUAUUGAUGCUCUUCAGAUUCGCUGCGAUGUCGAGCAGCACAAGACUCCGCAUGAGCCAUGUAGUCGCUGCAAAAAAGAUGAACUUGGAAUGUCGCAUCCUGCCCACGUCGACCCGCAACCUACGGCAGACAAAGGCGGAGAUGCGCCGCGAACUUGAAGAGCUGAAAUGGAACAUGCGCCAAGGCCACGGUGAUCCGCUUUCUACUCCGGGGAGCUUGGGCGAUGCAAGCUCUUUCAGAAGUCCUCACGAUCCGGCAAAUGGAAGCUUUUCCAAUCCCAGCGCUCCCGGGACCGAUGCAAGUAUGAGCCCAGCAUUAGAAAAUGUACCAAAUUCUGGGAAAGAUAGCAAAGGAAUCGCAGCCGGACCGACGAUUUCAAGAGCAUUGGAUGGCUUUGUGGUUGAUGCGCGAAAGAUUGAUGAUUGCUUUGCGCUAUUCUUCACGCAGUAUCAUCCGCUGCUCCCAAUUCUGGAAUCGUCACUCAGCCCGAAUAGCGCGAACGGCUACUACGAACUCUCCCCCUUCCUCUUUUGGUGUAUAGUGGUCACAGGAUCGCGGCAUUACCUCGAAGAUCGAAGCAUCCUCGACAGAGUCAGCCAGCUCAUAACGCCACUUGCAUUCUCUUCUAUGGCACUUCGUGCGACGCCGAUAUCGGUCAUCCAGGGUCUCGUCAUCCUCUGCACAUGGCGGUUACCUACCAAUUCUAUGUACAAGGACAUGACGCAUGUUUUGUGCGGCGCCGCAGUGCACCUAGCUACACAGAUCGGGUUGCAUGUGACAGGAGUCGGCCAAGAUUUUGCGCGGACUCCAUUGAAAACAGACCAGGAACAGAAGAUUCUCCGCGCGAGACUGUGGAUGCAGUGUGUCAUCGUCUCAAUUCGGACGAGCUGUGCGGAGGGAAUUCCACCGCUUGUUAUCGCAGAAUCGUUCUAUGACGGGGACGAGAAGGACCGAGAGGAUCUACUUACCUUCCUUCCAGCCGAUUUGCAGUUCAAUCAUAAACUGCACAUUAUAUUACACAAGGCCAUGGCAGCAAUGGCGAGGACGGAUAUCAAAACAGUCAACUGCGAUGCUAGGAAUCUGCGUUCAUUGGUCACCAUAUUCGACUCGCAACUUUUGAGCUUGGGAGCUUCAUCACCAAGCGAAUUGGACUCCUUCCAACUGAAUUGCGCCCGUAUCCACGUUUUGGCCUUCCAUUUCUUCGCGCAUCCCAUUAAUCCCGGACCGGAUGCGGAAUCGUUGAGCCGCCUUUACUCUCUAUGUAUUUCCACCUUACAGACCGCACACGCCAUGACCCAGCAAGCAAAUUUCGCGUUCAUUUCGCAAUCCUUCAUCGACCGAACGGUCACGCUGGCCGGUUUUGUCAUUUUGAAACUCACGCGCUCUCACCUGCAUCAACACUUGGACCUUGUUGCUGGUGAACAAGCGUACUACAAUGCUGCGCAAUUCAGCAAAGCCACUUCUUUGCAGAAUGGCGAUUUGGGCGAACGAUGCUGCCAAAUCUUACGGGAUCUCUGGCAAAGCAGCAGGGUCUUUAGGAGAAGAGACGGAAGCAUAGAAAGCCUCGGGAUACGAUUACGAACAAGGCUAAGCAUGAGCGUCUCCUUCGACAUGUUCUGGUACUGGCGCGAGGAAUUCGGCCACAUGUACAACCCCUACAACGGCGAAGAAGGUCUCCCCGCAAACGCCCAGACACAACCGACGACUCCAGCACCAGGGAUCUCGCAGUCGCUUACCGCGACGGUGGCGCCGCAGCCCAUCAAGUUAGAUCCUCAUGGACUGCCGCCGCAUACGAUGGGCCCGCAGUCGGCGCCGAUGAGCUUCGAUGGUGGUUGGGAGGGGGAGGCGUACAUGUUUCCGCCGACGUUGGAUCAGUUCCCGGACUACGAUUGGGCGGCCAGCUUCGACUUUUCGCAAGACCCGACGAGUCACAUUCCGCAGAUACCACAGAUACCACAGCCGUUACAGCAGCCGGUCGAUAUGGGGCCUAUGAGUGCCGGGCCGACGGGUUAUCAAUACGGUUGA